UGUUGAUAUGCGGUUGUAGAAAAAUCGUCAACCCGCUCCCUGUGCGGAUCUUACUCAUAAUAUAAUCAACUGACGGACUGUCAGAGGUAGCUUUGGCUGAGCUUUUCCUUGUGUACUCGUAUGCUUGUAUUACUAUCAAUAUAAGGGCAUAUAGAUAGUCACGCAUACUCCACACAACGAGUUGGUGAGGAAAUGGCACCUGCAAGCGAGGAAUCCGACGCCUUGGAGAAAAGCUUGAAGGAUCUGAAGCUAACGAAUGAGGAGAUGAACAAAUUUGAAAAAGCAUUCAAGGAUCCCGAGUUCCUUAAGCUGUUCGAGGAGUAUGCGAAAGAAGUUUCCGACCCGAAGGUCAAGGCUGAAACCGACCAGUACCUCCGCCAGCUUGAACAGCAAGGCCGGGGGGAGGACGUGUACGGCAAGGGGGUACAACUUGUCGUACCAACGGCCGGGCUGGUUAUCAAGACCAAGAUUCUUAGUACAGCUAACGGCAACAGUACGGCAAGCAGCGGCAAGCAGGAAGGCGCGGCUGUGAAGCAGCAGGGCGGCAGUGGUGGCAAGGAGGGCGCUGCUGCUGGCUUUACCGUGGGCCAGAGGGUGUUUAUAAACGUCUGCACCAGCGACAAGGUUGCCCGCUACAGUCUGGAGCCCGCUCGGGACGCCAGCGGCCGGGUUGGCAGGAAGCUGAGCAUCCCCCUCACCCUGGGGCCCCUGCGCAUGGGAACUGAUAAGCAGGGCCAGCCCGCUGCUGUGUACGAUUUUGUCGUACAUCCCGAGUCGCUGGAGUUUGCGACCAGCAACGAGGCGGCCAUGGGCUCCCUAGCGGAGACGGCUCUGGAGCAGGUGGAGACGGUGAGCCGCUGCCGACUGGGUCGCCAGUGGCGCCGCCUCAACACGCGCUUCAAAGCCACGGAGGGCUGUACGGAACCUCCCGUACAGUGCAUCCGUACGGCGACCUCGGAAUCGGAAGGUGGAGGUGCAGGAGGGGCGGAGGCGGUGGAGGGCAGGCUGAGGCCCAAGCCGGACGUGCCGGGGGUUGAGCUGCCAGGGCAGCAACCGCGACCGGCGUCCGCUGCGGCACCGGGCGGUGCUGCUGCUGCUGCAGUGGCUGGGAAGGGCGCAGAGGCGGGGAAGAAGGUGGACGGAGGGGCAGGAGGUCGCAGCGGGUUUUCGUUUGACCGCCCUAAGGACAAGGCGAAGCAGGCGGCACAGCAGCAGCAGCAGGAGGAGAUCAAGGACCCCGCCCAGCCCGGCUACCGGCACCCUGACGGAUCAACCACCCCGCAGUGGCAGCUGGUGCACCGCGGGGAGACGGAUCUGGCGGAGGCAUGGGGCGACGCGGGACGGGGGCUGGCAGUGGGGUUCAGCGUACCCAAGGAGCUGCUGGUGCGGGUGACGCUGCCCGAGGUCGCCUCGGCAGCCGCUGUGGACCUGGACGUGGGGCCGCGCAGGAUAACACUCAAGGUGCCCGGCCGCUACCUCCUGGACGCGCCCCUGCCCUUCUCGGUUGACGACAGCAAGGGCAAGGCGCGGUUCGAUAAGGCGCGCAAGCAGCUCGAGAUCACGCUGCCCGUGCUGCCGCCGCCGCCCCCGCCGCGACCCACGGUUCCCAUAGCGGUGUCAUCGCCGCCACCACCGUCGCAGGCAGCAGAAGCGGAAGCGGCGGCAUCCACAUCCGCGCCUGAGCCUGAGCCUGUACGGCAGCCUCACAGUACGGCAGCGGAGGAGCAUGGGAGCUCCUCAUAUGGGUAUACUCCUGGGGUAACGGAGGGGUCAGAAGCAGUAGCAGCUGCUGCUGCAACGGCAGCGGCAGCAAGCGGUGGUGGCGAGGUGCUGUCAGAGGAAGGCCCAGCAUCGGCAGCAGGAGAGGUGCGAGAACAACAACAUACGCAGCCGCGGCAGCAGCAGCAAUCAGCGCAGCGUGAUCUAACGGAGAAUGAACGCAAAUGGUUGGAGCUCCACUCAAAACAGCAUCAGCAGCAGCAACAGUCAUCGCAGCAGCAAGAGGAAGCUGGGCCACAAGGUGCGGUUGGAGGCUCCGUUGCUGCUGGCGCUGCUGCGGCUGCUGGGGCUGCUGCUGCUGCCGGGGUGGGUGCGGUUACCAGCGAGGAGGUUGAGGCGGCGACUGUGAUGCUGGCGCCUCGGUUGCGUCGUGAUCUCGCCAUGGAGCUUGAUUGAGGCGCGGGUUGCAGCACGUUAAGGGCGAAUAGCUUGCUCGCCAGCUGAGAUCUGGGGUGUGUAUACCGUGCGUGCGUGCGGGGCGAGUAGCUCCUCGGAGAGCGUGCAUGCAUUGUGUCGAUCAUGCGAGUUGCAGCGGUUGUUACGUCUAGGGAGUGGCUGGCAGAGUGGGAGUAGCAGAAGUUUGCGCUUAAGCUGUACACGCUGUGGGUAAGACGCAUGUCAUGAUGGACGCAUCGAACAUUCUUGUGGCGCACACGUACACAAAAAGAACGAUGGAGCCUUGUUGUGCUCUUGGCUAAGCACGCGCGAUGACGCUAUCCAGUGGCUUGGACUGCAGGGAGCUUUCAUUUGCAGGUGACAUUGCACCCUUGCAGCUGUACAUUGCCU
This is a messenger RNA of Astrephomene gubernaculifera, 2565 nucleotides long. Lineage: Eukaryota; Viridiplantae; Chlorophyta; Chlorophyceae; Chlamydomonadales; Astrephomenaceae. The record is from the annotation of a GenBank genome assembly.